AUGUCUCAUCACUAUGAAAAACGUCCACGUGUCAGCCUUGAGCAAGACGUCCAGGACCCAACUGAAAGACAGGACUUGACAUUUACACAGGCUCCCCUAGCUGAAGAGAAGGAAAAAGAAGGGGAGAAAGCCAGCAAUGAUGAGAAAACUACCUCUUCCACAUAUGCCUCUUUAAAUGUCGCUCCUUUCUCUGGUCCUCACCCCUCCUCCCUUUCCUUACCCUAUUCUCUGGCUCAGGGUGAUGCACAGGGUGCAGGACCUUCUACAGGGAUGCUGAGGAAUUCCCGGGGACUUCAGAGAUCUUACUCCUCCAUUUCAUGGAGCAGGUUACAUGAAGAGUCUGGACGCCAGAAAGGAAAGAAACGUGUAGGCACUGUCCAGCCUAUAAUAGACACUGAAUCCUUGUGGAAAAAACGUCAAACCAAAAUGGUGAAUAAGUUGGUGAAAGUCCUGGUCCUCAAAUACAGAAAGAAGACAUCCAUCACACAAGUGGAAAUGCUCAAGGUUGUCACCAAAUCGUGGCAGAAACAAUUCCCUCUCAUCUUCAAGAAAGCUGUUCAGUGCUUGGAGGUGAUUUAUGGUAUUGAUGUAAAGAAAAAUGACCAGAUGAGCAGUUGUUACAUCCUUGUCAAUUCACUGAACCUCACCUAUGGAGACACAAUGAUGCCUGGCCAGAGACUGCCUCGAAAUGGCUUCCUGAUACUUAUCCUGGGUUUAAUAUUCAUAGAUGGAAACUCUGCCUCUGAAGAAAGUGUGUGGAAAUUCCUAAAUACGGUAGGGGUUUAUGAAGGAAUAAUGCACUCCAUAUAUGGGGAGCCCAAGGGAUUCCUGACCAGAGAGUUGGUGCAGGAAAAGUACCUGGAGUAUCAGCAGGUGCCUAACAGUGAGACUCCACGCUUCAAUUUCCUGUGGGGUCCAAGAGCCCAUGCUGAAACCAAUAAGAUGAAAGUCCUGGAACAUUUGGCCAAGUUUACAGGCAGAGACCCAGCAUAUUAUUCCUUCAUGUAUGCUGAGGCUUUCAGAGAAGAUGAAGAGAGGGCCUGGGCCAGAGCUUUCCUCUUGAAUAGUGCUAGUGCCAUACUGAUUGCGGACCAUUUGCUGACAACUUCUGCUAUGCAAAAAGAGGAACCGGUUUCUUCUGCUGUUGAAGAGGACAGCGAAGAUUCCCAGUAA
Jaculus jaculus (lesser Egyptian jerboa) is the source of this 1173-nucleotide messenger RNA. RefSeq names its product melanoma-associated antigen 10-like. Gene Ontology annotation, cellular component: nucleus. The record is from RefSeq and is a predicted model, not a curated record. Lineage: Eukaryota; Metazoa; Chordata; Mammalia; Rodentia; Dipodidae. The coding region runs from base 1 to 1173 and encodes 390 amino acids. Gene Ontology annotation, biological process: negative regulation of transcription by RNA polymerase II. The transcript has a single exon.